GGCCCGGAUCUGUGUUUAGGGCUGGGGAAGCUGCAUCGCGCUUGGAGCCUUUGGCCCUGUCAUCUCCCGGUGCCUGGUGCGGCCCGGCCCGGCCCGCCGAGCAGGUGGGAACGGGGAGAGCCGGAGAGCGGCAGGGCCUGGGGGCGGGAGCUGAGGCGAGGGCGGCCUGGGGCUCUGAGGCCCUGCCGGGGCCAGGCCGGGGCCGGGGGCGGUUAGAGAGCCGCGGCGGUGCGGUGCGGGCAGACCCGUGGCUGCCCCAGGCCGCUCGGCGCUGAGCCCCGGUCAGGGAUGCGGGGGAGCCCGGCUCUGUGGCGAUCGACCGCCCUGCUCGGAGGGCUGGGACCUCUCCGUGUUAGCGAGAGCAACCGCCUGCGGGGCUUACCGGAUGCAAAACGUGGGGGUUGUCGGGAAGGGUCUUGGCUUGCACAGAGGGGUAGAUCGCUGAAGAGUUAGUGAGAGGCAGUUUGGUGCUGUGCGUCGCCAGACGUGCCUGCCUGUGCAGAGCAUGUUUGUGAGUGCCAAGUCAUUGCCGUGCCUCUCCUCGGUGUUUUGGAUGCUAGCAAUGAUUCACUCACAGCUGAUGGACCAAAGGAGAAUUGUCGUGCUUAGGAGCCUUGUUUUGUUAUGAAGAAAAUGGGAAAAUCUCUCUCUCAUCUACCAAUACAUACGUGUAAGGAAGAUGGCUAUGAUGGAGGUACAGUGUCGGAUAAUAUGAGGAAUGGGUUAGUUCACUCAGAAUCACACGGUGAGGAUGGCAGAUGUGGGGAUGUGUCACAGUUUCCAUACGUGGAAUUCACGGGAAGGGACAGUGUCACUUGUCCUACCUGCCAGGGAACGGGAAGAAUUCCACGAGGGCAGGAAAACCAGCUGGUAGCAUUAAUUCCAUACAGUGAUCAGAGACUGAGGCCAAGAAGAACAAAACUCUACGUGACUGCUUCUGUAAUUGUAUGUCUCCUACUUUCUGGACUGGCUGUAUUUUUCUUGUUUCCUCGCUCAGUCGAUGUUGAAUACAUUGGUGUGAAGUCAGUUUAUGUCAACUAUGAACAGAGCAGACGUAUAAUAUAUUUAAAUAUUACGAACACAUUAAAUAUAACAAACAACAAUUAUUAUUCUGUUGAAGUAGCAAACAUCACAGCCCAAGUUCAGUUUUCAAAAACAGUUAUUGGCAAAGCACGUCUAAACAACAUCACCAACAUUGGUCCUCUGGAUAUGAAACAGAUCGACUAUAUGGUGCCCACAGUCAUACAAGAUGAAAUGAGCUACAUGUUUGACUUCUGUACUUUAGCAUCAAUAAAAGUGCAUAACAUAGUAGUGAUGAUGCAAGUGACGGUGACAACCUCUUACUUUGGCCACUCUGAGCAAAUAUCCCGAGAGAAGUACCAGUAUGUGGACUGUGGAGGAAACACAACCUACCAGCUGGGCCAGUCAGAAUAUUUAAAUGUACUUCAGCCUCCACAGUAAAAGCACCUGUUGGUUAGUGUGGAAUGACUGCUCUUGAUGCUUGAAGAAAUCCUUUAAAUAGGACUGGUACUUUGUAAAGGAGAGAAUAUGUGCAUGUAAUGCAUAGGAAACAUGGUGGCCUGUUCACUUUAAUUGCAAGGAGGGAAACGGUUCAAAAUGUAUAUAGAUGCACUUGUUAAAUGUUGUGUUUUCCCCUUCUGUUUGCUUUCUGUUACUGUAAACACUUCUGUCAAGUUGUGUGGUUGGAGGGAGAGGGGGAAUUACAGAUUCUUGAGCCGAAUUGGGACCUUGCUUUACAGUGUGGUAUAUCAAUUUAGAGUAACUGUGUAUUUGUCUGUUCAGGUGAAAUGUGUCACUAAAGAGCAUUUUAGAAGAAUCGAUACUCAUAACUUUUAAGUUUAUAUUUUCAGUUCUUGAUAUUUGGCUCUUGAAACUUGCAGCAUAACUACUUAGGUAACAAGAUUGCUUUGAGGGACCUGGGUGUGAAACUAGUAUUAGUAAACCAGUGACAAUAUUCCUUUGGUUUGGGAUUCUACUUUUUGCUAUACUUGAUCAGAAGUGAUAGGCAGUCUGUGAAAGCUGGGAAAGCUCUCAUGGAGGACACUAUACUUGAACAUGCAACUUCUAGAAUCUGGCAUCUUCUUGUUCAUAUUGCCCCCUGCCAUCUCUGAGAUGUUAUAAGGAGAAUGUAUGUUGCCAGGUUUAAAACAAGGUUAAGAAAAGAAAUCCCCCCCAAAAUCAUUGCUGACAAAGGAGAAAUUCAAGACUGUGGAAAGUGAAGGAGUUAAGACUUCAACAGUGUCAUUCCAUUCUUUUGUUAUUCAAUUAAACUUUUGACUACAACUAAUAGAAUUGUGUAGUUAGGAACUAAGCAGAAAGAUCUUUGAGGGUGGGUUUGGGCAGCUUGAUGUAAAUCUUCAGCAUUUUUAUUGUUUUGAUAUACUUUGUAUCUAAGCUACUUGACAGUGCUAAUACCUUGGGGGUGCGUGUAUUUAGUGCACAGGCUCAGUAAGCAAUGCAGUAGUUACCUGAAUCUCCUGAGUACUCAUAGUUCACAUCAGUUGUGUAAGUUAAGAUAAAGCAACUCCUUCUGAAAGAAUAAAUGCUAACUUAGAACCAAACCAAAAGUUUAAUUGGUUUAGUUUGCACAAUGAGAAUUUCUGGGGUUUCUAUUAAACACAGUAAUUGUAAAUUUUGGGUCCGAAGUUUCUUGAGUUCUGAAAACUGACUGUUCUAAGGGCUAGGUGCAAAACUUUUUAAUUAACUAGAUCAGGAUUGUUUUAAUUCUGAAUUAGAUGAAGCUUCAAGAAAGUGCUUUUGAGACAUUGCAUUGUAAUGAAUACUAAAUUUUUGAAAUGUUGUGGUUUUUAUGCUGCCCAUCUCCUGGAAGUAAGCUAUAUAAAAUGAAUUAGCAAUAAACACUAUGGAAAAAGGCUAUGGAGUAACUUCUUGCAACUAAUGAUCCUUUAUGCUGCAGUAAUUUGGUGAAGUUAUGUGUCUGUAUUAUUCUUCAUCAGUGUUUUUCAAGUGGACCUAAAGGUGGUGGUGGGGAAACAUAUCAGUUAGGUGAGUCUGAUAUAUAUUUAUAUAUUUUUAAGGGGGAAGAAAAAAAAAGUAACUAUACCAAAAAAAAAAAAAAAAAUCUGUCUGAAUGCAGUGAACAGUUAUCCUGAAUGUCUACGAAAAAUCUGACUAUUAUAUUGGAACAUAAACUCUCAAUUUCCUAUAGUUUUUGAUAAGACUGAAAAGUUGAGUUUUGGUUUAGAAGAACUUCCGUACUGGAAUAAUGGAUUCUGAUGAUUUACUUUACUUAUGUUUUGAAAAGUUAUUCUUGUAUGUAGACACUUAAAAAUCUUCAUUGUGUCUUAAUCACAAGGCAGACAAGUUCACAGCUGGCUCUCCUGGUCUUCCUAGACUGUAGAUCAGGUUCAGUCUUAUGAAUGAUACAAUGUGUGCAGAAGCUGAUCUGACAGUCUGAAAAGAUACAGCUGGUAACUCAAGACCAGGCUAGAAGGGAGAUGUCUAGAAGCAGAGAAGUAACAUCUAGUGUUUUAUGUGACAUGGAAGGAUUUGUUUCUGUUGGAGCAUGUGGGAAGCAAACUGCUUUAAACCAUCUCAUAUUUGAAGUCAAGCAGUAAGCAGUAUUUUUUUCUCUACAUCCAAGUAUUUAAGCCUCAACUUUGUUGUAUUUUUUUUUCUUGUUUCAUUUUGAGGUAGAAAAAAGAAAACAGCCCUAGGCAGGUCUUUGUUGUUGUUGUUUUUGUUUUUUGUUUUUUUUGUGGUACCAUUUUAAACCAAAAUUUUAUUCAAAGGAGAAAAAGUAAAACAACAGGAAUGGCGCAGUGAUGUACUUAUUUAGUCACAGUAGGUAGCAGAUGCUGCUUGAACGAGAGUGCUUUUAGGGAUUUUAUGCUUGCUUAUGUGGUGUUGUGACACAACUCAGACUGACAUUUGAAAGUUUGGCAGACAUGCUGAGCAAAAUGCAUGCUUAAUCUGUGAAUCUACCACUGCUUAAAAUGCUCUGUGUUGCCUACUUUAAAAUACUAAGUGGUGAGUGGGAAUAUUCUUUCCAUGGAUAUAGAGGGAUAAAAUAUUAUUUUUAAUAACUAUUUUUCACCCAGGAUACCUAAUGGAUGUGAAUUUUAACACUGUUAAUUUGUGGUGGGGUUAGUGAGUAACUAAGAGUUCUUACCUGAAAGUAGAAUCUGGUAGUAUUGGGGAAUCUUCAAAUUAAAUCAUUUAGAAGAGCAUUAAAAGUGUAUUACUUUGUGCUUGCAAUAACAGUCAGCGUGUUGUUAACCAAGUAAAGUUUUUCAAACAAGCUAUGAAAGAAACAGAUUGAAAUGAAAGACCUCUCGUAACUUCAUUUAUUUCUAUUGCUUUUUUUUAAUUAUUUUUUUUUUUUUUGGUAACAAAUGCGAGCCUUAUGGUUCACCGUGGUCCAAAUAGUACAAAUUCUAAAUUAUUUCCAGAAAUUCAGCUUGCAGAACCUUUCUCUUUCCUGAUUUGUUUUCAUGUGUGUACGAUGUUUUCUGAUGGAUUAACUUAUUUAUUUUUCUGAAAUGAUGAGUAUUUCACUUGUAUGCAUUUGAUCAUAUUCUAAGAUUAAGGGAUAAGUUACAUGACAACAUUGCAUUGUUAUAUUUCAAGGGAUUUAUUUCUGGUAUUCUUCCACUUGAACUCUUUCUUGCAAUUCCUGUAGCAAAACCUAUUGCACUUUAAAAUGAAGCUCUGUUAGUUAUCUGUUGAAACAGUGGUUCAGGUAUUGUAGUGCAAUGAAGCAAUCCAAAACAAAAACCUUAAUGUAUUCCAUAUACAAUAGCCAUAAAAUUUCAAAGUUCGAAGUUAGAAUAUUGUGAAACACUUAAAUGAGUAAGCAUGUUAGCUGGUUUGCUGCUCUGACCCACAGAACAAAAUUAGAUUUAAAUAUGAUGCUUUAAAAAUGAAUGAAUGAAGCCACUAAAACUUGAAGAUUUGUUUAUCCAUCUUGGUAUUUAGGGGGCAAUUGCUUGCUGCUUAAUUUCAUGUGAAGACAAGCAUUAAAUAUCUUAUCCUGUGUAGUGUAGCUUUGAAGUUCUUAAUGCAUUUCUGGUUUGUGCAUGACCUUGAUGUUAACGUUGUGGUAUAUUUUGCAGCCAUGUGCUGACAGAGUUAAGUACAUGCCUCAGUUGACUUUGUUUCAGUUUGUCCUUGAAGUCCUUCAAGUGAAUAAAUUUCUUCAUAGCAAUUCAUUGCAAACAUGACUAGGCUUUCUGAGUGUGUGGCUAACCACAGAAUUUGAGCGCCUGGAUUGAACUGUUAGGGUCUUCAACCAUCAGACUAAAACGUUGUGCCCACAUGAUGGGAAGGAUGGCGCUUGAAGUAGUAUGAGAGAGAUUUAUAGACUUGAAAAAAUAAUGUUAUUUCUUGUUUGCUAUUUAAGGCUUCCUUUUGGGAGGUGGAGAGCUGAUGGGAGAUUUAGUUGUGGUUUUGCGUUUUUCCCCUUCUCUCUCUCCCCAGUCUGUAGUGGAAUAUCAGCGUGUUAUUGUCUUACGAAAUGGGUGACUUGUUUCAGAGUCAGGCACCUACAUGAACCUUCCUGUCAGUGGGACUGGACAGGUAGUUAAGAUACAACUAAGGCUAGCAGUAAUACUCUCCUCUGAACUAAUUUUUUCUGUUGCCUGUAACAAAAUGCCAAAACCCUUACAAUUGCUUCUAGGCUUAUUACUUCUGAGAGGGAAGGAUGAACAAGAUGAGUGCAGCCAAUGUAAUAAAAUCCAAUCAAACAUGUUAAAAACAAUUAUUUGGGUAUGGCAAAAACAUCUGGUAUUUGUCUACUUGAGAAGCCAUCUUUUUUUUUAUUAUUAUUUUUAACCUUUAGAUGGAGAUUCUGGUAAUGAAGAAGAUUGCUUUGCUGCCCCCAAAGCUUUUGUCAUGCAAACCUGUUUUUCUGCCUUUAGGUUGUCCUGUUGGACAGGAGCUGUUCUCUAAGAAAUCGGUACAGUUAAAGCUAGUGUGUCCAGCCCUAAGGCGUAGUGUGAGACCUGGUGGUAAGGGUCUUGCAGUGUGGAUGUAUAUGUUUUUUUGGAUACUGAAACUGCUUUUGCUUUGUGUAAGUAGGGAUGUUUACUGCCAGACAUGCAAGCAUUACGGUGCCUAAAUAUUUUGGGUCUGACCAUGAGUGAUUUAGGGUUUUUUUGUUUGUUUGUUUCAAGUGAACUUAACCACUGUUAACAUCCACUGUACAGAGUGUGCAUAUAAUAGCUUGAAUUAUGUAUAGAAAUACUAAUGAGUUAUAACUAUUUUUGUAACUUAAAAAUUGUAAACCUGUUCUUGUAACUGUGUGGCAAACAAUCUAUCAACUUCAGCAUGAUAAAUAAACACUCUAAGGGGUAUUUGGGAUACGUAAGACACGAGCUAUCUUAAUGCAAGUUAACUGAGACGAUGGAUCUUAUUUAGAGGUUCAAAAUCUGGAUAUAACUUCAUUAUGGAUAUUUGGUUCUAAACAGAAUUGUUUGACUCAAAGAAUGAUAUUAAAUUUUCUAUUUAAAAAAAA
Messenger RNA from Gallus gallus (chicken), 6496 nucleotides. It is a transcript of the gene TMEM106B, whose product is annotated as transmembrane protein 106B. The transcript has 8 exons. NCBI's taxonomy places the organism in Eukaryota, Metazoa, Chordata, Aves, Galliformes, Phasianidae. Gene Ontology annotation, biological process: dendrite morphogenesis; lysosome organization; lysosome localization. The record is from RefSeq and is a predicted model, not a curated record. Bases 625 to 1461 code for a protein of 278 amino acids. Gene Ontology annotation, cellular component: lysosomal membrane.